Messenger RNA from Mus pahari (shrew mouse), 1914 nucleotides. RefSeq names its product interleukin 15 (gene Il15). Bases 1136 to 1624 code for a protein of 162 amino acids. The transcript is spliced from 8 exons. The record is from RefSeq and is a predicted model, not a curated record. NCBI's taxonomy places the organism in Eukaryota, Metazoa, Chordata, Mammalia, Rodentia, Muridae. Gene Ontology annotation, biological process: positive regulation of cytokine production; neutrophil activation; positive regulation of immune response. Gene Ontology annotation, molecular function: cytokine activity; cytokine receptor binding. Gene Ontology annotation, cellular component: extracellular region.
CUCUGUCCAGAUCUCCUCCCGACUUCUAUGGGGAAGCCAAACUGCCUCCCUGCAAGGCUGGUUGCCAUAGAUGCAAGCAACCUGUGAACUCAGGCCAACUCCUUGAAACUUCACAGAGGCAAAGGCAUUCCAGGACACACAGAGGCUGUGGCCAACUGCCCAGGGGGAGGAGACUGCUCUCUGCUCUCAGUUGCCCUUCAGGUUCUGCACCCUGGGGACCUGGCAGUGGCAGAAUCAUGUGGGCACCUGGUAAGGUGGCCGGGACCAUGUGCUCCUCCUGCAACCUCCCCAGGGUGUUGAUCUCCGCCUCAGCUUGGGCUCUUUCUCUUUCACUUUUCUAUAAGCUGGCGUUGGGACUCCCCGGCUGGAAAGCACUGGGGGAAACCGGGGAAACCCCAGCUGAUUCGCUCCUUGUGCCUCGAUUGCUCGCGCUGGCUGCUGCCCUGCAUCCUGCACCCUUCAACCAGAACCCGAUGGAGGUACAGAAUGGGAGGUGGUAGUGCUGGUGGUGGUGGAUCCAACAAUGGAAUUUUUUUUUUUUUCCGAAAGCCUACGCCCCGGGCCCCUCCCAGCUCUGGCUCUGCUCAGGCACCCUUCUCCACUCCAGCUGCGGGCCAGGCCGCCCCGCCCUCUUGACCAAGACUUCAAUACUCAGUGGCACUGUAUGCAGAGUGUCCCCUUCUGUCCAGCCACUCUUCCCCGGAGUUCUCUUCUCCAUCCUCCCCUUGCAGCUUGCGGGUUCUUCUGCGAGUCUCUCCCAAUUUUCUGCGUCCAAAAGACUUGCAGUGCAUCUCGUUACACGCUGCAGGGACCUUGCCAGGGCAGGACUGCCCCCCGCCCAGUUGCAGAGUUGGACGAAGACAGGAUCCUGCUGUGUUUGGAAGACUGAGUUCCACAUCUAACAGAGCUCAGAGAGGUCAGGAAAGAAUCCACCUUGACACAUGGCCCUCUGGCUCUUCAAAGCACUUCCUCUUCAUGGUCCUUGCUGGUGAGGUCCUUAAGAACACAGAAGCCCAUGUCAGGAGAUAACCAGCCUACAGGAGGCCAAGAGGUGUUCUGGAUGGAUGGCAGCUGGAAGCCCAUCGCCAUAGCCAGCUCACCUUCAACACUGAAACACUUACCUGGGCAUUAAGUAAUGAAAAUUUUGAAACCAUAUAUGAGGAAUACAUCCAUCUCGUGCUACUUGUGUUUCCUUCUAAACAGUCACUUUUUAACCGAGGCUGGCAUUCAUGUCUUCAUUUUGGGCUGUGUCAGUGUAGUUCUCCCUAAAACAGAGGCCAACUGGAUAGAUGUAAGAUAUGACCUGGAGAAAAUUGAAAGCCUUAUUCAAUCUAUUCAUAUUGACACCACUUUAUACACCGACAGUGACUUUCAUCCCAGUUGCAAAGUUACUGCAAUGAACUGCUUUCUCCUGGAAUUGCAGGUUAUUUUACACGAGUACAGUAACAUGACUCUUAAUGAAACAGUGAGAAACGUGCUCUACCUUGCAAACAGCACUCUGUCUUCUAACAAGAAUGUAGCAGAAUCUGGCUGCAAGGAAUGUGAGGAACUGGAGGAGAAAACCUUCACGGAGUUUUUGCAAAGCUUUAUACGCAUUGUCCAAAUGUUCAUCAACACGUCCUGACUGCAUGUGAGCCUCUUGGGUGUUUCUGUUAUUAAGGCACCUCUGCCUGCUGCUCAGAGGCAGCACAGCUCCAUGCAUUUGAAAUCUGCUGGGCAAACGAAGCUCCCUAACAAGGAGCUGAUGAGCCACUUGGAUCGCAUGAAAUCUUGGCAAUGAAGAGAGGAAAGGAGCUUGUCUCGGACUUCUUUUUGCUUGCUUAUUUUUAAUUUAUUGCUUCAGUUGUACAUAUUUGUAAUAUAACAGAAGAUGUGUAAUAAAGUUGAAUGCAUAUUUUAUCAAUUGAAAUUUAA